Molecule: messenger RNA, 1236 nt
Organism: Monoraphidium neglectum
Lineage: Eukaryota; Viridiplantae; Chlorophyta; Chlorophyceae; Sphaeropleales; Selenastraceae
Product: uridine kinase
Exons: 11
Coding region: 1-1236 (411 amino acids)
Cellular component (GO): cytoplasm
Molecular function (GO): kinase activity; ATP binding
Source: RefSeq, a predicted model, not a curated record
AUGAACGGUCUUUCGGUGGAGCCGCCUGGCACGGCGGCCGCCGGCAGCGAAGGCGGCGGCCCACUGUCGCCGGCGAACACAGACCGCCCCACCUCCAGCGGCGGCACCGCGUCCGGCAAGACGACGGUGUGCAACAGCAUCAUGCACCGCCUGCACGACAGCUGCGCGGUGAUUAUCCACCAGGACAGCUUCUACCGCUGCCUCUCAGAGGCGGAGCGGCGCGACGUCGGCAACUACAACUUCGACUCGCCCGACGCCUUUGACAACGCCGUGCUCAUGGAGUGCAUUUCGCAGCUCAAGGCGGGCAAGUCUGUGGAGGUGCCGGUCUAUGACUUCACAACCCACUCGCGGAGAAAGGACGAGGUGCGGAAGGUGGAGGCGGCGGACGUAGUAAUUGUGGAGGGCAUCCUGGUGCUGCACGACCCUGUGCUGCGGGAGGAGCUUAACAUGAAGAUCUACGUGGACACGGACGACGACGUGCGUCUGGCGCGGCGCAUCCAGCGGGACGUGCAGCAGCGGGGGCGCGACGUGGCGGGAGUCAUAGAGCAGUACACGCGGUUCGUCAAGCCGGCGUUUGACCAGUACGUGGCCCCCAGCCGGCGCUACGCGGACGUCAUCAUCCCCUGGCAGCGCGGCGACAACCUCGUGGCGAUCGACCUGAUCACGGAGCACAUCCGCGCCAAGAUGCAGCAGCACCACCUGCGGCGGAUAUACCCAAACCUGGAGCUGCUGCCGUCCAACUACCAGAUCAGGGGCAUGCACACCAUCCUCAGGGACCGCACUACCAACAAGAACGACUUUGUGUUCUAUGCGGACCGCCUCAACCGGCUGAUAGUGGAGGCCGGGCUGGGCCACCUGCCCUUCAUAGAGAAGCAGGUGACCACGCCCACAGGGUCGCAGUACGUGGGCGUCGAGUUCGCGCGGCGGCUAUGCGGCGUCAGCAUCAUCCGCAGCGGGGAGAGCAUGGAGGCGGCGCUGCGCACGUGCUGCAAGGGCGUCAAGAUCGGGAAGAUCCUCGUCGUGCGCCACCACGGCCGCCGCGGCUGCGACGGCGCGGGCGACGGGCCCCUCACGCCGCCCGGCAGCGCGACGCCGCCGGGGAGCGCGACGCCGCCGGGGUGCGCGACGCCGGCGGGGCGGGCGCCGUCGAGCUUUGGGGACGGGCUGCUGAACGGGCAGGUGAGUCAUGAGGGGGUGGAGGUGGGGGUGGGGACGAAGGGGGAGAGCGGAGGGUGA